Molecule: messenger RNA, 1755 nt
Organism: Phoenix dactylifera (date palm)
Lineage: Eukaryota; Viridiplantae; Streptophyta; Magnoliopsida; Arecales; Arecaceae
Product: polygalacturonase At1g48100
Biological process (GO): carbohydrate metabolic process
Molecular function (GO): polygalacturonase activity
Source: RefSeq, a predicted model, not a curated record
UUUAAACCCAGCCUCCCCUCCUUCCCUGGCAACUCCAUACAAUAACACAAGAUACGAGUACAUAAAGAUGAGUGGCUUCACUUCAAAAGGCCUCAUGGUCCUCUUCUUCCUUGUGUUCCUAGUUAUGUGUCCCACCUUUGAUAUCUGUGAUGCAGGAAGAGGAUGGGAUUGGAGGGCAGGCGAUAAAGGGCAGUCCGGCGGAGGGUUGAGCCCCACAAGCCCAAGCCAAUCAAGAGAACCAAAAUCGAGGCUAAUUCUGAGUUCAACACCUAAACCAAAACCACAACCAAGCCCGAGCCCGGGUCCACCAGCCCUGCAUGGGACGACAUUUGACGUGCUAGAUUUUGGAGCUAAGGGUGAUGGCAUCACCGAUGACACUAAGGCUUUUCAGGCUGCAUGGGCAGCUGCUUGUAAGGUGGAGGCAUCAAAGAUUAUUGUUCCUUCUAAAUAUGAGUUUCUUGUGGGGCCAAUCUCGUUCGAUGGCCCUAAUUGUGGAGACAAUAUUGUGUUUGAGUUGGAUGGCGAAAUCAUUGCUCCAACAGACCCCAAGCCGUGGGGCUCAGGCCUCUUGCAGUGGCUCGAGUUCAAAAAGCUGAGAGGACUCACAAUCCGAGGGAAAGGCAUCAUUGAAGGCCACGGCAACGCCUGGUGGAGUAACAAAUCUCAGUUCGACGAUGACGCACAACCGAGCAACGAGCUCAGUGGAAAGAUGCCGAAUGUCAGACCCACGGCUUUGAGGUUCUAUGGAAGCAACAAUGUAACAGUCACGGGCAUCACAAUUCAGAACAGUCCACAGUUCCACCUCAAGUUUGAUAGCUGUGAAGCAGUCGAGGUUUCUGAUAUCGUCGUCUCUUCCCCAGGUGACAGCCCCAACACCGAUGGCAUACAUCUCCAAAACUCUGUGGAUGUUUCCAUUCAUGAUGUCGACCUGGGCUGCGGUGAUGACUGCAUCUCCAUCCAAACAGGAUGCUCCAAUGUCUUCCUGCACAACAUAAAUUGCGGUCCAGGCCAUGGAAUCAGCAUUGGAGGGCUUGGUAAGGAUGACACUGAAGCUACUGUCUCCAACAUCACAGUCCAGGAUGCCAAUAUAAAGAACACAAUGACCGGUGUUAGAAUCAAAACCUGGCAGGGUGGUUCAGGCUAUGCUAAGAACAUAAGAUUUGAAAACGUGAUAGUCUCCGGGGUACAGACACCCAUAAUCAUCGAUCAAUUCUACUGCGAUCGCAGUCGAUGCAAGAAUCAAUCAUCAGCAGUGGCAUUGUCAGAGAUCACGUAUGAGGGCAUCAAAGGGACUUACACAUACCAACCAGUGCACCUCGCAUGCAGCGAUAGCGUACCAUGUUCAAACAUUCACUUAAAUGAUAUAGAACUCAAACUGCUAAACGAAGAUGAGCACGCUUAUGAACCCUUCUGCUGGCAAGCCUACGGGGAGCUGCAAGGCCCGACCGAACCUCCGAUCAACUGCUUGCAGAGUGAAAAGACAAAGAUCAACCAGAUGCAUUCUGAUCAGGGUUCAAACUGAUAGGACCUCAUUCCCAGCUAUAUAUGUAUAGAUGUGUGGUCCUUGUGAUUCUUCCGGCCCCCUUCGCAACAUUGCUUAAUUUCAAGAGACAUAUGCAAGUCAUACUGGAUUACCAGGGUUAAUAGUGUAUGCAAUGAGCUCCCCUCUUUAGGGACUACAGUGAUCCUUCAGGUUGUAAUGGUUCAUCCUCAUUGCAGUGAUUUAUGGAAGAAUAUAGUUUAGUAUGUUGGAUG